This is a messenger RNA of Ectocarpus siliculosus, 1801 nucleotides long. The record is from the annotation of a GenBank genome assembly. NCBI's taxonomy places the organism in Eukaryota, Phaeophyceae, Ectocarpales, Ectocarpaceae.
AUGGGAUACGCCGGAAAUGUGGAGCCGCAGUACAUCGUGCCCACAGUGGCCGGGUUCAAGGCAUCGCAGGGGGGGCUGGAGGGCAAGCGAGAUGGCCUCGAGGACUUGGACUUUUACAUGGGGAACGACGCUCUCAAGCACAGCACCACACAUCAGAUCUCCUAUCCCAUCCGGCACGGUCUAAUCGAGGACUGGGACAACAUGGAGCGCAUGUGGCAGCAGUGCCUGUUCAAGUACCUCCGCUGCGAGCCCGAGGAGCACCACGUGAUGCUCACGGAGCCCCCCCUCAACACCCCCGAGAACAGGGAGUACACCGCGGAGAUAAUGUUCGAGACCUUUGGGGUGCCUGGCCUGUACAUCGCGGUACAGGCAGUCUUGGCGCUCGCGGCCUCUUGGAGCGCGAAAUCGGUCGCCGAGCGCACCCUCACGGGCACGGUGAUCGAUGCCGGUGACGGUGUCACGCACAUCAUCCCCGUAGCGGAGGGGUACGUCAUCGGCAGCUGCAUCAAGCACAUCCCGCUCGCUGGAAGGGAUAUCACUCAGUUCAUCAUGGAGAUGCUGAGGGACCGGAAGGAGCCUAUCCCGCCGGAAGACUUGCUCGAUGCCGCGAGGCGCAUCAAGGAGCAGCACUGCUACUGUGCACCGGACCUGGCGAAGGAGUACUCCAAGUACGACAAGGACCCCAGAAAGUUUUUCCGCAUGUACACCGGCAAACGGAAAAACGGGGUGGAGUACUCGGCGGACGUGGGGUACGAGCGGUUCCUCGGUCCGGAAAUGUUCUUCUCUCCGGAGAUCGUGUCAUCCGACUUCUUGACGCCGCUGCCGCAGGUGGUGGACGAGGCCAUCCUCAAGUGUCCCAUCGACUCGCGGAGAGGCCUCUACAAGAACAUUGUGCUGUCUGGAGGGUCGACCAUGUUCAAGGACUUCGGUCGGCGUCUGCAGAGAGACAUCAAGAGGAGGGCCGACACUAGAAUGGAGGCGAACCGCCUCAUCACCAUGAAGGCGGGUUUGAAGGAGGUUGUCCAGGCGUCGGCGAUCGAGGUGAACGUCAUCGGACACGCCUUGCAAAGGUAUGCAGUGUGGUUCGGGGGGAGUUUGGUGGCCUCAGGGCCGGAGUUCUACCGUGUCUGCUGCACGAAGGCACAGUACGAUGAGGAGGGCCCACGGAUCGCAAGACACAACCCUGUCUUCACAGCGCAGUUCUAAUGGAAAAUAUUUCGCGGUGGAUCGAAAGGAGGCACCGGCGGUGGACAGGGGUGACCCGGAUGGUCUUCCCGUGGGUGGUGCUUCUUGCCUCGGCGUGUCCACGAAGCUCUUUUUCUCCUUUCGUGUUAGACCUGUGUUGUGCUUCUGUGUUCGCCAAUCCUUCUGAUGGCAUGCAUUCCCCACAGCAGUGUCUCAAGUCUCAAUAGCAAGUAAGUUGUUGUAGAGAAAUUACUGUAGCAGUGUAGAAAGUGCCGGCAUUUACUGCUAGGUUUGCCUGCGAAGGCAUUCUGGUCAACGGUGAUAUCUCGAGGCGGUUUGACCGCGGCCUUACGCCGUGGCCUUGCGCCUUGUCUGUAAGGAGGGGGGAGGAACUCCUGUGUCGACGCCAAUUACGUGGCGGCCGUUUUCUUGAGGUCCUCGUUUGCCAUUGUGUCUGUCGAUCCUCGGGUCGGUAUUUAGAUUUCAACAGGCUGGCGGUUGCAUUCAUGUUGGCUUUCCGGGUGCAGGGAAUCAAUGGGCGUGGAAUCGUCCUGACGGGCGCGCAGAGACUGCUUGAUGAUUCCCUGCAGACGACACGAAAACUCGCAUCGAGAGA